AUGAAUGUUCCCGCUGGUCUCAAGUCAAACAAGGCGAUUGCCCCGUAUAUUUCGCGCUCCAUUGAGUUGGAAUCAAUCAACCCUGUCAUUAGCUACUACUGUAAGAUCUAUGUGUUGGAGUACAUACUCACAAAUAAACUCCACACAACUGAUAAAGACAUAGAAGCAUAUACGAUCUAUAUGCUUGAUGAAACUGAAUCAAUUAAGGCAGACCAGGAUCCGGAAAACGAAGGCUUACACAGGGCGCUUUCCGAUAAAAACAUCUCGCUCGGAAUCGUCAUGGAAUUUAGUUAUAAGAUCUUCAAUAGCUGUCUUGAGGAACUCUCGCAGUACGAUGGUUCCAAUAAAUUGCAAUUGAUUGGCAAAUUUAGGGCGUGCUUGAAUUUUAUGAAUUUGUUGUCUAUUUUUUACAAUAAGCCCGAUGAAAGAAUAGAAUGGGCGAAAUACACCGGCGGCAAAGCCAAAGAUCAUCUAGAAUUCGAGAAGUUGAAUAAGGAGAAGUUGAAGGUGUUAAAGUUCCGUUUAUCGCAGUUGAUUAAAGAUGAGGUCCCUUUGAAGAAGGUUGACGAUAAGGACCUCGAAGACGAAUUAGAGAAAGAAUUAAGAGAAAUAGAGCUGCAGGCAACUGCAGGAGCGGCCGGUCAGCUAAGAAACGAUGAAGAGGAGAAGGUGUCGGAAGUGUCUUCUAAGAAGGGCGAGUUUUCCCUUCCAAGCGCUCCCCAGUUUAUUGAUGAUGGGGAGGAGAGCAAAUCUGAAGUACCAGACACAAAAGAUGAGUUUUCCCUUCCAAGCGCUCCCCAGUUUAUCGACGACGAAGAAGACAGCAAAUCUGGAGUACCAGACACGAAGGACGACAUUUUCCUUCCAAGUGCUCCUAAGUUCAUCAGCGAGGAGAAGGACCUUCUCCCAACAGCGCCAAAGUUUAUUGAUACAGACGAGGGUUUACUCCCCUCUGCCCCAAAGAAUAUUGACGAAAAUCAGCCACACCUCCCAUCGGCACCGACAUUUCUUGAAGCCGAAGACGAAGGUAAUGAUGAUAAACAUAUAACAGAUAAUAAACAAGGCGCCUCUAUCAAUUUACCGGGUGCACCUCACUUUUUACCUGAGGACGACGAAAACGAUGUUAAGCUCCCAGGAGCUCCCCUGUUCUUACCAGAUGAUGACAUCUCUCAUAUCAAUAAGGACUCGUCUAUUAAAGUUUAUCCUCCUACAUCCAGGAAGCCCUCUGAUACUCCAAAGCCGGUGGUGAAGCAGCAACCGACCCCUACGCCUAGGCAUGUGAGCAGCCAUACAACCAAGGCAGAGGAUAUAAACGAGAUCAUCGAUAAGGCAGAAUUGAUUGCGAAGGUUCAAAAGCACGCAAAGUUUGCGAUCUCGGCAUUGAACUACGAGGACAUCAAGACCGCAGAGAAAGAGUUACUCGAGGGUUUAGAGUUAAUUAGGAACAUAAAAUAA
Dujonia railenensis is the source of this 1455-nucleotide messenger RNA. The record is from the annotation of a GenBank genome assembly. Lineage: Eukaryota; Fungi; Ascomycota; Pichiomycetes; Serinales; Debaryomycetaceae.